Belonocnema kinseyi is the source of this 1493-nucleotide messenger RNA. RefSeq names its product protein lethal(2)essential for life-like. The transcript has 2 exons. Bases 367 to 1002 code for a protein of 211 amino acids. The record is from RefSeq and is a predicted model, not a curated record. Gene Ontology annotation, biological process: response to heat; protein refolding. Lineage: Eukaryota; Metazoa; Arthropoda; Insecta; Hymenoptera; Cynipidae. Gene Ontology annotation, molecular function: protein folding chaperone.
AUCUUCUAUACUACAAUAUCACAAGCAGAAAUUUCUUCGUAUUAUUUCGCGAAUCGUCGAGAAGAUCUCGUAAUUUCUAGAUAUCGAACAUUACAGUAAAUUCGAGACGUUGCCUUGCGCGUUGCUUCCACUCACUUCUAGCCGUUGCAGCCCCCUCUCCUGUGCUCUCUACGUAGUGGGAAUAUAAACCAGCGUACGCGACAACAAAACAGAUUUGAAAUUUUACCGCUGUCGGAAACGAACGUUGUCCACAAAGUGCGCGUUUAUACGGAAGUAGCAAAAGAGCUAAGCAUUGAAAUAUUCUCAAGGAUACGCUAUAACGUGUAUUUAUCGUCAAAUUUGUGGAGGAAUUGAGGUUAGCUGAAAAUGUCGCUCGUCCCAAUGCUGUUUUCCAACUGGUGGGAAGACCUGGAUCGUCCACACCGAAUUUUCGACCAACAUUUUGGCCACGGGCUCCACCCUGAAGACCUGGAGCGUUCGAUCUCUCCCAUGUCGGAUUUGUUGGUGGCCAGACCCCAUCAUCUUCAUCGUCGUAUUGCUCACCACCGACAUCCGUAUGACAGAAGUCUCGCCGUCGCUCGCAAAUCUGGUGGAGUUUCUACUGUCCACACUGAUAAAGAUAAAUUUCAAGUGACUCUCGAUGUCCAGCAGUUCCACCCCGAAGAAAUCAAAGUGAAGGUUGUCGGCAAGAAUGUGAUAAUCGAGGGAAAACACGAGGAAAAAGAAGACGAGCAUGGGUGGAUUUCUCGGCAGUUCACCAGGAAGUACCUGGUUCCUGAGCAGUGCGACAUCGAUCAACUUUCCUCUCAUCUGUCCUCCGAUGGUGUUUUAAUGAUCUCUGCACCACGAAAGCAGCUUGCUGACGAGGAGAAGAGGGAAAGAGUCAUCCAGAUUGAGCACACUGGCCAACCUGCAGUGAAGGACGCAUCCAGCAAGGCUGCUACUGAGACGAAGACUCCAGCACCUCAGCGAGCUUCUGACAAGACAGUCAAAGCUGCCUAGGCUUACAAUAAUCAUUUCUUCACGAUGCGAUGAUUUUGUUCAUUUUCAUUUUUGUAUUUCCAUUCGACGAAGUAUUUAUUAUGUUUAAUUUCUAAUUGAAGACCUCAUGGACGAUUUAAUCACUCCAUUUGUAGCUUGUAAGUUACUCAAUUACUCAAAAAGUACUCUUCUUUAGACUUUAAAAAAAACCUGUGGAUAAGGUACACGAAUCCUGAAAAUGUGAGUUUUUCUUCUUAGAUUGAAGAUAUUUUUUUUUAGUAAGAGUUCUCGGAUUAAUUAUGAAAUUACUUUUGUAAACGUAACUUUCAUAGCUUUGUAAGCAUCUACUGCUGACUAGUAGAUAUAUCGUUAAAUUGUUUUCGAAUUCAUUGUCGAUUGCAUUUUUGCAAACCGGUCAUUGUACAGGUUUUGCAUUUCCUCAGGGAAUCCGAACCAGGGGUUUAUAAGAUUAUUAAUUUAUAUUUAAAACUGAAUUUUUUUAAUUUAAUUUU